This is a messenger RNA of Microdochium trichocladiopsis, 2271 nucleotides long. Its product is annotated as amino acid permease/ SLC12A domain-containing protein. The record is from RefSeq and is a predicted model, not a curated record. Bases 407 to 1978 code for a protein of 523 amino acids. NCBI's taxonomy places the organism in Eukaryota, Fungi, Ascomycota, Sordariomycetes, Xylariales, Microdochiaceae. Gene Ontology annotation, cellular component: membrane. Gene Ontology annotation, molecular function: amino acid transmembrane transporter activity. The transcript is spliced from 2 exons. Gene Ontology annotation, biological process: amino acid transmembrane transport.
ACUCGUUAUCCGCACGCACUCCAGCGUAGCCCGGCUGGCUUUCCAGCCAUGGACGGACGCUAAUCCGCUCCGCUCCGGUCCUACUCCUCCUCGUCCUUGUCCUCCUCAUCCUCCCCAUUCUUAAAGCUCCCUUCCCCCCCCCACGUCGAGGACCUCUGUGGCCCCUCUCCUCCCCUCUCCAUCUCAACCGUCCCUUCUUCCAAGGCCUGUCUUUACUGCUUCUGGCAGCGACCCGUUCCCUCCUAAUCCUCGGCCUUCGUCCUAGGUUCGCAAUCAUGGAUUCCACGACCGAGAAAAAGUACGCGUCGAGUCCUACGGGCAGUCAGACCCUCGAUGCCCCCCGGGCUACGACAGCGCUGUCCCCGCCCGCCGGGCCAGCGAUGUCGACCCGGGCACCAUCACCACCAUGCAUGGUCAACUCCAACGCCGUCUCGACAACCGCCAGAUCCAGCUCAUCGCCAUUGGUGGUUCCAUUGGUACUGCUCUCUUCGUCAGUAUCCGCACCGGUCUCACCGGUGGCGGCCCAGCCUCGCUUCUCAUCGCCUAUACCGGAUACUCGCUCGUCAUGGCCGGCAUCAACAACUGCAUGGCCGAGAUGGGCGUCCUCCAGCCUGUCUCUGGUGGUUUCAUUCGCAUGGCCGGCAAGUGGGUCGACGACGCUUUCGGCUUCAUGGCCGGAUGGAACUUCUUCCUCUACGAGGCGCUCCUCAUUCCUUUUGAGAUCACUGCGCUCAAUGUCGUCCUCUCCUUCUGGCGUGACGAUAUCCCUGCGCCGGCCGUCAUCUGUGUCUGCAUUUUGCUCUACGCUUGCCUCAAUGUCCUGGCCGUGCGCGUCUACGGCGAGGCCGAGUUCUGGCUUUCGGGCGGCAAGGUCAUUCUGCUCUUCAUGCUCUUCGGAUUCACACUCGUCACCAUGUGCGGCGGCAAUCCAAGACACGACGCCUACGGCUUCCGCUACUGGUCCAACCCUGGUGCCUUUGCCCAGUACACGGCAAAUGGCGCCACUGGGGAUCUCGCCCGCUUCGAGGGUCUUUUGACUGCCAUCUGGUCCGCUGCCUUCACCGUUGUCGGCCCCGAGUACAUUGCCAUGGUCGCCGCCGAGGCCAAGCGCCCGACUGUGUAUAUCAAGACUGCCUACAAGACCGUCUACGUGCGUUUCGGUCUCUUCUUCAUCCUCAGCGCCCUCUGCGUCGGCAUCGUCGUCCCCUACAACGACCCCGGCUUGACUGGCAACGGCGGCACCGCCAAGGGAUCGCCAUACGUCAUCGCCAUGAGCAAUCUCGGCAUCAAGGCUCUUCCAGACCUCACCAACGCCCUCAUGCUUACGAGCAUCUUUUCCGCCGGCAACACCUACACCUACGCCGCCACCCGUUCCUUGUACGGUCUUGCCGUCGACGGUCGCGCCCCACGCAUCCUGACGUACUGCACCAAGAACGGUGUGCCCGUCUUUGCGUUUGCUAUUGUCAUGAUCUUCCCUCUGCUGUCCUUCCUCCAGCUCGGUGGCGAAAGCUCCAACGAGGUUCUCGAUAUCCUCCUCGGUCUCAUCACCGGUGGCGGCAUCAUCAACUUCCUGGUCAUCAGCGUCACCUACUGCUUCUUCUACCGGGCCACCCAGGUCCAGGGCGUCGACCGCAAGAGCUUCCCUUACACUGGCUGGCUCCAGCCCUAUUGCGGCUACGUGGGCGUCGUGGUCGAGACGCUCAUCCUGUUGUUCAUUGGCUAUGGAUCGAUCGCCAGCUGGGACGUCACCAACUUCUUCACCUACUACACAAUGUUGUUCCUGGGCAUCAUCACUUUUACCGGCUGGAAGCUGGUCCACCGCACCAAGUUUGUGCCCUCGCGGGAGGCGGACCUGGUGUGGGAGCGCCCCUCCAUCGAAGCGUACGAGGCGGCCCUGGUCGAGCCCCCCACAGGUUUCUGGGAGGAGAUGGGCCACCUGGUAGGCAUCCGCAAGCGCAAGGCGCACUCGGAGGCUUGAGCGCGAGCCACGACGCCAUGACGCCAUGGCACUGUUCGAAGGGUCAAUUGCCACGUGCGGGCCUGUUUUGUUGGCGGGGAGAAAAAUAUCUGUCCAUCGAGAGGAGUCGGGCACGUCUUGCGCGCGCAACGAGGAAUCGGCGCGCCAGUUCGUCAGGGAUACGGUGUGGCAGGCCCGAAGCACGGUGCGUGCGGCGAGUGUAUGAUGAUUUCUGCGUCUGUGAUUUAUUUUCCCAAGAUACCACUACAGUUGCACUCGAUUGGAUACCAAAAAAAAGUUUCCCAAGCUACUAG